Scatophagus argus is the source of this 9331-nucleotide messenger RNA. It is a transcript of the gene kif1ab, whose product is annotated as kinesin family member 1Ab. Gene Ontology annotation, molecular function: microtubule binding; plus-end-directed microtubule motor activity; ATP binding. Bases 499 to 5619 code for a protein of 1706 amino acids. Gene Ontology annotation, biological process: cytoskeleton-dependent intracellular transport; microtubule-based movement; vesicle-mediated transport. Lineage: Eukaryota; Metazoa; Chordata; Actinopteri; Scatophagidae. The record is from RefSeq and is a predicted model, not a curated record. The transcript has 48 exons. Gene Ontology annotation, cellular component: microtubule; axon; dendrite.
GAACGUCGCCAUUUUCCCUCUGUUCGUACGUACUGACUGACGGACAGACUCUCGCCGAGCAGCUGGAGCAUCCCGCACCCUUCCUCCUGUUUAUCCGUCUGGCUCUCGCUCCUCCCUCCUCCUGUCUCCCACUCUCGUUUCCAAUUGACGCACCGCUGCGUUCAGCGCUCCAGCCAAACCCUGCGCCGCUGCUGAAGCAGAAGCUGAAUCUCUCUCUCUCUCUAUCUCACUCACUCCUGCCCCCGGCGGAUUCUCCAUGUAUGGAUGCGCCAGAGAAAGGGAUGCUGUAGGCUGACCAAAGACUGAAAAAAGACAAAAAGUACACUCUGUUGAGGAGAUUCACGAAGGAGGGACCGUUGGAUCUUGGCGCUGUUUUGAAUGGGCAGAGGAUUCACCCUCCGCGGUCGUCGAGUCUGAAUUGCUGAGGUUCCAGGUGUGUGUCUGUGCAGAUCACACAGAUCUUCAGCUCUUCUGCUCACUCACGCACCCACCGGCGACAUGGCUGGGGCUUCGGUGAAGGUGGCGGUGAGGGUCCGUCCCUUCAACUCCAGAGAGAUUGGGAAGGAAAGCAAGUGCAUCAUUCAGAUGUCAGGAAACACCACAACAAUCCUGAACCCUAAACAGCCAAAAGAAAACAAGAGUUUUAACUUUGAUUAUUCUUACUGGUCACACACCACGCCUGAGGACAUCAACUAUGCAUCCCAGAUGCAGGUGUACAAGGACAUCGGAGAGGAGAUGCUGCUUCAUGCCUUUGAAGGCUACAACGUGUGCAUAUUUGCAUAUGGUCAGACGGGAGCGGGCAAAAGCUACACCAUGAUGGGACGACAGGAGAAGGAUCAGCAAGGAAUUAUUCCUCUGUUGUGUGAGGACCUUUUCACCAAGAUCAACGAGGGCAAUAAUGACAACAGCAUGUCUUACUCUGUGGAGGUGAGUUACAUGGAGAUCUACUGUGAGCGUGUGCGUGACCUGCUGAAUCCCAAGAACAAAGGAAACCUGCGAGUCAGAGAGCACCCUCUGAUGGGACCCUAUGUUGAGGAUCUGUCAAAGCUAGCCGUCACUUCAUACAACGACAUCCAAGACCUGAUGGACUCUGGAAACAAGGCCAGGACUGUGGCUGCGACCAACAUGAACGAGACCAGCAGCCGCUCCCACGCUGUCUUCAACAUCAUCUUCACGCAGAAGAAACACGACAUGGAGACAGAUAACACAUCAGAAAAGGUCAGCAAGAUCAGUCUGGUGGACUUGGCUGGGAGUGAGAGAGCCGACUCAACCGGAGCUAAAGGGACCAGACUGAAGGAAGGAGCAAACAUCAAUAAAUCUCUAACUACAUUGGGCAAAGUUAUUUCAGCUCUUGCCGAAGUGGACUCAGCACCAAACAAGAACAAGAAAAAGAAGAAGGUGGAGAGUUUCAUCCCCUACAGAGAUUCAGUUCUGACUUGGCUGCUGAGGGAGAACUUGGGAGGAAACUCUCGCACAGCUAUGGUGGCUGCCCUCAGCCCUGCUGACAUUAACUAUGAUGAGACCCUGAGCACCCUCCGGUACGCUGAUCGUGCCAAACAGAUCCGAUGCAACGCUGUGAUCAAUGAGGACCCCAACAACCGUUUGGUGCGUGAGCUGAAAGAGGAGGUGGCUCGUCUCAAAGACCUGCUGUACGCACAGGGCCUGGGAGACAUCAUAGAGAACCUGUGCGAUUACAAGAACUUUGUAAAUAAUCGCCAGGCUGUCAAUCAAAGGGGUGAUCUCUCCACAGUGUCCAAUGCCAUGACAGGAAUGAGUCCCUCCCCCUCGCUCUCGGCCCUGUCCAGUCGUGCUGGCUCCAUCAGCAACCUCCAUGACCGCAUUUUCAGCCCAGCCAGUGAGGAGGCCAUUGAGAGGCUCAAGGAAACCGAGAAAAUCAUUGCAGAGCUCAAUGAGACAUGGGAGGAGAAGCUGCGACGUACUGAGGCCAUCCGAAUGGAUAGAGAGGCCCUGCUGGCUGAGAUGGGCGUUGCUAUGAGAGAAGAUGGAGGCACUGUGGGCGUCUUCUCCCCAAAAAAGACCCCUCAUUUGGUCAACUUGAAUGAAGACCCGCUGAUGUCAGAGUGUUUGCUGUACUACAUCAAAGACGGCAUCACCAAGGUUGGCCGUGAAAACGCCAAGACUCGUCAAGACAUUGUUCUCAGCGGCCAUUUUAUCAAAGAUGAACACUGCACGUUCAGCAGCACCACUGGCCCUCAGGGAGAAGGGUGCGUCUUCCUGGAGCCAUGUGAAGGGGCAGAAACAUAUGUCAAUGGAAAGAGAGUGACCUCUCCCGUUGCUCUACGGUCUGGGAACCGCAUCAUCAUGGGAAAGAGCCACGUUUUUCGCUUCAACGACCCCGAGCAAGCGCGUCUGGAGCGAGAGAGGACGCCAUGCGCUGAAACGCCAAUAGAGCCCGUUGACUGGGCUUUUGCUCAGAGGGAGCUGCUGGAGAAACAAGGCAUCGACAUGAAGCAGGAAAUGGAACAGAGGCUUCAGGAGCUCGAAGAUCAGUACCGCAAAGAAAGAGAAGAAGCCAGUAAUCUGCUGGAACAACAGAGGCUGGACUAUGAGAGUAAACUGGAAGCUCUUCAGAAACAAGUGGACUCUCGGUACCUUGAGUCUCCCGAAGAAGAAGAGGAGCCUGAAGAAGAAGUGCCAUGGACAAUGCGUGAGACCGAGUUGGCUCUGUGGGCGUUCAGAAAGUGGCGCUUCUACCAGUUCACCUCUCUCAGGGAUCUGCUUUGGGGCAACGCCAUCUUCCUCAAAGAGGCCAAUGCUAUCAGUGUGGAGCUGAAGAAAAAGGUGCAGUUCCAGUUCGUCUUGUUGACAGACACUCUCUACUCUCCCCUGCCCCCCGACCUGCUGCCCCCCAGUGUGGCCAAAGAGAGAGAGAGACGACCUUUCCCCCAGACCAUCGUAGCUGUUGAAGUGCAAGAUCAAAAGAAUGGAGCCACACAUUACUGGACUCUGGAGAAACUUAGGCAGAGGCUGGACCUGAUGAGAGAAAUGUAUGAUCGUGCUGCAGAGCUCCCCAGCAGUGCUGUGGAAGACUGUGACCACACUCUGACCGGAGGUGACCCCUUCUACGACCGCUUUCCCUGGUUCCGACUGGUCGGCAGAGCUUUUGUGUACCUGAGUAACCUGCUGUACCCGGUGCCCCUGGUACAUCGCGUUGCCAUCGUCAGUGAGAAAGGAGAGGUGAAAGGUUUCCUCAGAGUGGCUGUGCAGGCCAUCUCAGCUGAUGAAGAGGCCCCUGAUUAUGGCUCUGGUGUGAGGCAGUCAGGCACUGCCAAGAUCUCCUUUGAAGACAAACAGUUUGAAAAGUUCCAGACUGAGUCGUGUCCUAGUGGUCUUUCUCACUCCAACACCUCCCAGGAGGAGCUGCGAAUUGUGGAGGGAGAAGGGCAGAAUGCCGACAUUGGAGUCUCUGCUGAUGAAGUCAACAAUAACACCUGUCCAGCUUCUCUUGAGGCUCCGCAAAGCCCAGCGAAGACUUCAAGUCUGGGUCUGGACCUUCCUCUGGACCUCUCCACGGAGAAGGCUCUGUCUCACCUGAAGAUCGGCAGCACCUUCACUUUCAGAGUCACCGUCCUGCAGGCCUCCAGCAUCUCAGCCGAGUACGCCGACAUCUUCUGCCAGUUCAACUUCAUCCACCGUCAUGAUGAAGCUUUCUCAACAGAGCCACUGAAGAACACUGGAAGAGGGCCUCCGCUGGGCUUCUACCAUGUUCAAAAUAUCAAAGUAGAGGUGACAAAAUCCUUCGUGGAGUACAUCAAGACUCAGCCCAUUGUCUUUGAGGUGUUUGGUCACUAUCAGAAACAACCAUUCCCUCCACUCUGCAAGGACCUGAUCAGUCCACUGAGACCUUCCAGGAGGCAAUUCCCCAGGGUGAUGCCCUUGUCCAAGCCAGUGCCAGCCACAAAGCUCAGCACUCUGACUCGCUCCACUGCGGGACCUUGUCACGCCAAAUACGACCUCAUGGUCUUCUUUGAGAUCUGUGAGCUGGAAGCUAAUGGAGACUACAUCCCAGCUGUUGUUGACCACAGAGGUGGGAUGCCCUGCCACGGCAUGUUCCUCCUACAUCAGGGCAUCCAGAGGAGGAUCACAGUCACCAUUGCUCAUGAAACAGGAAAUGAUAUUGAGUGGAAAGAGGUGAAGGAACUGGUUAUUGGUCGUAUUCGAAACACGCCAGAGGCCGACGAAACCAUCAUAGACCCAAACAUCCUGUCCCUGAACAUCCUCUCUUCUGGUUAUUUCUGGCCAAAACACAAUGACAAUGUCUCCUUGGGAGUUGAUCAUAGAACCUUCUACCGAUUUGAAGCAGCGUGGGACAGCUCCAUGCACAACUCUCUGCUUCUGAACAGAGUCACUCCUUACGGGGAGAAGAUCUACAUCACUCUCUCUGCUUAUCUAGAGAUGGAGAACUGCACCCAGCCCACAGUGAUCACCAAAGAUUUCUGCAUGGUGUUUUAUUCCCGUGAUACGAAGCUGCCGGCCUGUCGCUCCAUCAGAAACCUCUUCAGCACCGGCUGCCUCCGGCCAUCUGAGAGUAACCGUGUCACUGGAGUCUAUGAAGUCACCCUCUGCCAUGUAGCUGACAACGGAAGUCCAGGCAUGCAGCGCCGCCGCAGGCGCGUGCUGGACACCUCGGUGGCGUACGUUCGAGGGGAGGAGAACCUGGCUGGAUGGAGGCCUCGCAGCGACAGCCUCAUCCUUGACCACCAGUGGGAGCUGGAGAAGCUCAGUUUACUGCAGGAGGUAGAGAAGACCAGGCACUACCUGCUGCUCAGGGAGAAGCUGGAGGCGACUCUGCAGGCGGGACAGGACGCUCUCUACAAGAGCAGCGACAUCAGCGAUUUUGCAAAGAGUCCCGUCCUCAGCCAGAGUCCCAGCAGCAGCCCUGCCCCAGACAACCCCAACCAGAGGCAGAGGGAGCUGGCUGCUAAGUGUCUGCGUCUGCUGAUGCACACAUUCAACAGGGAGUACAGCCAGGUGAGCAGCAGUGCCAGUGAGAGCAAGCUUUCUGAGAUGUCUGCGUCGUUAAUGAGAGAUUCCUCCUCGUCCACACUGAGCACGCUCACUCCGUCCUCUACCUGCCCCUCUCUGGUAGAGGGACAUUAUGACAUAAGACACACUGAACCCAGUUCAGGAGCUUCCACACCAGAUCUGGACCCUUACAGCCCAGUGGACAGAAAGAGAGCGCUCAAAGGAUGCACCUUUGUUCCUGACAUACAGGAGAUUCGUGUCAGUCCCAUUGUGUCAAAGAAAGGUUAUCUGCACUUCCUGGAGCCACACACCAGCGGCUGGGUGAAGCGCUACGUGGUGGUGCGCAGGCCCUACGUCUACCUGUACCGCAGCGAGAGGGACAGCGUGGAGAGAGCUGUCAUCAACCUGUCAUCUGCAAAGGUGGAAUACAGUGAAGACAAACAGACCUUACUGCGGACUCCCAACACAUUUGCUGUGUGCACAGAGCAUCGUGGGAUACUGCUGCAGGCCACCAAUGACAAAGAGAUGCACGACUGGCUGUAUGCUUUUAACCCUCUGUUAGCUGGCACCAUCAGGUCAAAGCUCUCCCGAAGAAAGUCAGUCCAGUCGGUUCCAUCUGCUCAGAGGAUGUGAGGGACAAACCGGCAAACACUAAAAUACAAUCUAAAGGUUCCACUCAUCACCCUGUUCCAAUGAACAUAGACCAUGUAAACAAACUUACACAUACAACCAUUUAAAUAACCUUCUAGAUAAUGUCUGCCCCAGUCUCAAGCAUAACUCCCGAUCAUCACUCAUCCCGACAACACAACAAAACCCAAAAUCCUCUCUGUUUUUGCACUCGCCACGUCAGACCCUGCAUGGUGUGAUCCUCCUGCCCUUUAGAAGAAACAUACAAGAAAUUAACCACCCAGACCUCUUAAUUACCUUACCUGUGCUGGGCAUCGGGUCUAGUUUUAAUUAGCUUUCAUGCAGAAAUCUGUCAUCUGUGAUGCCACCAGUUCCCUGUAGGAAGUCAGUAUGUGGUCAGUCCCUCCCUCAUUCAUAAUAACAAAAAAAUCCCAGAUUUAAAUCAGCCUUUCGCGUAUUUCUAAAUAAAGCCAUCAGGUGAGGAUGGAAAUUAAAACAUCAAAUGGGAUGUUUCUCCACAUGCAUCGUCAUAUACUGUGCAUUACCUCAGUUUGGAUUGGCUUGGUGCUCUAAAGCAUAGAGUAUUUGUUCCACUGCAGAGGUUUCAGAUCAGUCAUUUUAACACUGAAGUAGCAUGAAAAAGGCUAAGUUGUUCAUGUGUCAUUUCUUUUUCAUUAAAACUGAGUUUGUUGGCUAGAAAAAGGCAAAAUAAUCCAUUAUCAGGAGAGAUAACUCAUGUCCUUGCCUUUUUCACUGUAUAUUCUUUUUGUCUAGUUUAUUUUUAUUUACAUGUAUUUAUUUUUUUUACAUGAUCCCUUGUGAGCCAAACCCUCAAGAAUAAUGUUAUUUAUUGUUGCUAUUAUAGGUUCUCUGCACUGUUAUUUAUAGUGAGAGAAUCACUAAACCACUUUCGUUGCAUGGCACUUUAAUGUCUUUGUUGGGUUAAUGUAUUGUAUAAUUUAUUCUGUUGUUAUAACCAAAGCAUUAUUUUACUGUUUUAAUUGUUUAAGAAAAUUGUGCAGUUGCAUUAGCUGGUGUUUAUGUUAUGUUAAAGCAAUAGUCUAACAUUUUGGGAAAUCCACGUAUUUGUGUUCUUGCUAGAGAGUUAGAUGAGAAGAGUGAUAUCACUCUGUAAAUAUGAAGGUAGAGCAUGGAGUUAGCUUAGCCUAGCAUGAAGACUGGAAAUGGGAUAAACAGCUUGCCAGGCUCUCUCCAAAAGUAGCUCAAUCUGCCUAGCAGCACCUCUAAAGCUCAUGCGCUCAUAUGUUGGUUGUUAUAUAAUGUGAUUAUAAUGUGUUAGUGAAUCUGAUUUUUUUUUCUUAAAACAGAGUCAGGAUAGCUAUCCCCAUUUCCAGUCUUUCUACACAAAGCUCAUCGUCACUUCAGUACAAACCCAAGGGUGCCAUCCUUGUAAGGACUCAUUGGUUUAUGUUUAACCUCCACAUACAGUACAUCUUAAAUAGCAAGAACAUGAUAAGCCCAUUUCCUACAAUGUUAACCUAUUCCUUUAACUUAAUCAGUUCUAGCUAAAUUGACCUAAGAUGUUUUACAUGAUAAAUUCUAAAGGAAGAUAACUGUACUGUAGAUGGGUAGGCAAAUUUUAGUUUAAUCAAAUCAAAAGUUGCUCUGUCUGUUAUGGGUCAGAAGAGUUUCUCUAUUACUGUUUAAGUUUACUAAGUCUUGUCUAGUAGCUAGAUGGAAUAAUUGUAAUUGACAUGGACCUGUAAUCUGUUCAAGGCAGUUAUUUUGAGUGGGCAAGAACGUUGUCCAUGCACCAAAUAGUGCCUCCCUUUCUUCACCUCUUCGUCUUCUCUCCCACCUUCGUCAUUGAGAUCAACACUAAAGUUAGUUACAGGUGUCCAAGAUGAAGCUUUUAUGUAGAGUGAAAGUAGAUACUAUGGAUCUUUUUUUAUAUUGACGAUCUAUGUUAAUAUUAUCAGUGAUGCUAUUAAACUAAGUCGGUAUAGCCCUAACAGUACAGUACAGCGUAAAUCUCAUUAUCACUCAGUGUAAAUGUUGCAUUUAAAAGAUUUGCCCCCUCUUAGCUUUUGAGCUGUAGCUGCUAGAUAUUUGACAGCCUGAUGCUUGUGUCAGAAACCAGUGCAGUAUGAUUAGCUUGGUGUUUUUUUGACUUUUAUGUCCAGGGAUGGUUUCUUGUUGCUUUUACCUGUCAUUUGUUAUUUUGCACGAUGCCAAGAUGACCCCAAGUGUUGUGGUUUGAAAUAAAUAUUGCAAAUGGAAAGAACGAUAUAACUAAAAAAAUACCAUGCAUUUGCUGGAAAGAAAGUUUAAAAUAGACAUUAUUUCGCAAUUUUACUGUUUUAUUUGCACUUAAAGGGAUAUCAUCCAUUUUCAUUGUAGGGAAGAACACCUCCUUUUUUAAAUCUCUGUCAAAGACGUGGUCAGCCAGCCAUUUCGUCUUUCACAUUUUCCUCUUGUUUGUUGCUUGGUAAUAAUUAGCUUCAGAUAACAUAAAGUAUUCAGGACUCUGCAUGCCACAGGCCAAUCAACCUGUUGAGAUCUGCAGCCUAAUACUUAGCUAAAAAUCUAUACAAAAUCUGACAAAUACAAAGAUUGUAUUUCACAUUUCACUUUAGAGUUGCUGUUGCUUGUGACUUCUGUGAUUUUAAAAGAGAUAUUCCUGUCUUUAAGCAAAGAACCUUGUGGGAUUAUGGCAUUUAUUUCUGAAUGUUUUGGGUCAUCUUGGUAUAAUCAACUUUGUUUGUUUUGUGAAACACAAAUAGAUAUUGUACUCUGUAUGUUGUCUGCUGGAACAGAAAGACAAACGGAAAGUUUUAUUUAUAAAGGAUGGAUUAUGUUGUUAAAAUAUAUUGCACUCAUGCACAAAGCAUCUUUAUUUACUAUUAAUUUAUAUGUUGAAGUUUUAAGAUUGUAUGGAAAAGACUGGUUUGUGUUUGAAAAAUAUUAUCCCUGAUGGGAGCAGAAGAUUAGAUUCUGAAACUGUGCCAUUUUUGUUUGUGCAAUCAAACAAACCAACAACAGUGCACCAAAUUGCAUUGAUUUUAUUUUAUUUUUUUUAAGUUUAAAACUGGCAGAUGACUUAAAGGCUUCCAGCCCUAAUCGUCUAGGGUAUCAUGUAAAAUUGAAUUUUAAAGAAAAUCAUUGUGAGACAGUUUUAGUGCACUGGACAAUAAUUUUUUUGAAAGUUAAAUGAGUUGAUUAUUUUAUAUUUGGCCGCUUUUUAACUGUCAUAGCUCUGGAUCGAAGCAUGCAGGUCCACUUAUCUUCUGCUGUACUUUGUCCCUCUCUCCUGCCUUACUGCUUGCUAAUGACAACAGCACCCCCUCAACUCCCCCCCCCCUUCCUUGAAGUGCUGCUUGUAAAGUAUUGUCAUUCAUGAUCCUUGUAAUGACUAACUGGAAACCCUCCUCUUGGCUGUCUUGUAUAUAAAUGGAGAUUUUCUGUGUUGCGUCUCAUCACACAGAUAUUAACUCUCUUCCUCUCUAUACCAUGACGAAUAAGAACAACUGGCCUGCUGCUUUGUCAAGUGUCACCCCAGUGAAGAGUGCUGUCCUGCUCUCUUGCUCUGAGCUGCUUGACAGAAACAGAGACAGGUCCAAGCCUGUUAUGAAGUCUUAAUCUCAGUGCUCACAUUUAUCUUUUGAGUGUUCUGGAGUUCUUUCUCAUGUCUGUGGACACGUAACAAAAGUUGUCAAGAAAAAAAUAAGGCGAUUAAAUAAAUGAGUGUUGAAACUUA